UAUAUGAAUUGCGUCUUGAAUGAGGGGGAGAGGGAGAGAUGGACUGAAUUGGAGUCUGCGGAGUCCGUUGGCAGUGACUGAAUCUUUGUUUGCUAUUCUUUAUUGAUGCCAAUUUGAGAAGUGGAGUUUUGGGUUGUAUUGAUUAUUUCUUGCUUUUGUAAUUGGGGGUGUGAACAGGGAGGAAGGGUGGUGAGUGUAGAGAAUGGAUGGUGGGAAUGUUGGUUGUUCUUCGAGUCACAGGCGAUCAAAAAGAUGGAGAUGAUGCCCAUCUUGAGCUUGUAAUGGAACAUGCUUGGACUAAAACUGAAAAGACUUCAUUGCUCUUAUUUGAUUUUAAGUGCCGCUGACAGGAUCUCCGAGUUAGCAAGGCAUGGAACUUCAUAUUCCAUGGGAGAAGAUAUUAAUGACUAUAAGAAUUUAAUGAAGUCGAGUAAGCCUCAGGGAACAUCGGAGGUUGCUCAUCAAAAUAACGUUUGUGAUGCUGCAUUGAAUCAUCGGACCUCCCUCGAGAAUGAUAUAAAACUACUCCAAGUGAAUUUGCAGCAAGAGAAGUCAGUCCGUGUUAUGCUUGAGAAAGCAAUUGGUCGAGCUUCCAGUACUUUAUCUCCUGGGCAUAGGCAUUUUGCUACUCAGACAAGAGAACUAAUAGCUGAGAUUGAGUUCCUGGAAGAGGAGAUUGCAAAUAGGGAGCAGCAUGUACUUUCCCUCUACAGAAGUAUGCUUGAUCAGUGUCUUAGCGCAUCAACAUCAGCACAGAGUUCAGGCAGAACUUCACCUGCUCAGACAAAGAAUGGAGGAAGAAAGCACCCGAGCAUAAUUUCAAGUGCAUUUUGCUCCUCAAGAAAAUUCCCGUUGCACAGUUUCCAAGUACUGAGUACCAUAAAAGAAUCUAAGAAGGGUAGUGUGUUUGUCAAGCCUAAGGGCAAACAUGAACAGAUAUCAACUAUGAAAACAAGCACACAUGGGGGAUGCAACACUUCAGAUUUUAAGUUACCUACUUUCGGGGGGAGUCGCUUGGCUCGUACUCUAAAAGAUCAUCUCUACCAAUGCCCAAGCAAGUUAUCUGAAGAACUGAUCAGAUGCAUGGCUGCCAUUUAUUGUUGGCUACAAACAGAUGCAUCCACAGACGCAGAAAAUGGUCGCUCGCCAUUCUUGUCGAGGUCAUCCACCAAUGUUAUUCUUCCCCGAAGAGGUGCUGGAGAUGAGAAAGUAUUGUCUUGCAGACCUAUGGUAGAAAUAUCUUCGAUAUCCAUUGACAAAAAAAAGUUCUCAAGUGCAUCAUAUGCCAUAAACAGCUACAGAUUACUGGUGGAAAAUUUAGAAAGAGUAGAUGCUAGCAUGUUGGAAAGUGGCGCCAAAUUGGCGUUUUGGCUGAACGUGUACAAUUCUCUGAUUAUGCAUGGCUAUUUAGUAUAUGGAAUUUCUCACACUUCUUUACGAAGGCUGGCAUUAUUUCACAAGACUGCAUAUAACAUCGGAGGGUAUGUUUUCACUGCCAACUCCAUAGAGCACUGCAUUCUGUGCUGCCAUACACCUCGAAUUGGCCGUUGGUUUGAAAGUAUACUUUCGAACGCAAUGAGGAAGAAAUCCGGAGAAGAAAAACAGCUUCUUGAAUCAAAAUUUGGUCUUUGUAGAUCUCAACCUCUUGUUUAUUUUGGCUUAUGCACUGGUGCUGCUUCUGAUCCAAUGUUGAGAGUCUACACUGCCAAGAAUGUCAUCGAUGAAUUAGAGAAGGCGAAGAAGGAGUUUCUUCAAUCCAAUGUGGUUGUUAAAAAAUCAAGGAAAGUUUUUCUGCCGAAGAUUCUUGAACGAUAUGCAAAAGAGACAAGUUUGAGCUCCGGUGAACUUCUUACAUGGGUGCUCGAGAACAUCGAUAAGAAGUUGCACGAAUCUGCUGAUCCUAAAAACAAGAGAAAGGCAUCGCAAGUGAUCGAAUGGUUGCCAUACAACACAAGGUUUCGCUACGUUUUGAGCACGGAUUUUGCUGAAAACCAGUGAUCAUCUAAAUUUCUGCUACUAGUUUUCAACAGUUGUUCUGCGUUGUGUGUGUAUAUAUAUACUUGCGGGGAAAAAUGGAUGCAUUUGUACACUAAUGCAUAUCAUCUUCGUGUUUUCUGCGAUA
Messenger RNA from Dioscorea cayenensis subsp. rotundata (Guinea yam), 2122 nucleotides. RefSeq lists its product as uncharacterized. The record is from RefSeq and is a predicted model, not a curated record. The coding region runs from base 289 to 1998 and encodes 569 amino acids. The transcript is spliced from 12 exons. NCBI's taxonomy places the organism in Eukaryota, Viridiplantae, Streptophyta, Magnoliopsida, Dioscoreales, Dioscoreaceae.